Molecule: messenger RNA, 1776 nt
Organism: Lasiodiplodia theobromae
Lineage: Eukaryota; Fungi; Ascomycota; Dothideomycetes; Botryosphaeriales; Botryosphaeriaceae
Product: Tripeptidyl-peptidase 1
Exons: 1
Coding region: 1-1776 (591 amino acids)
Biological process (GO): proteolysis
Molecular function (GO): tripeptidyl-peptidase activity; serine-type endopeptidase activity
Source: RefSeq, a predicted model, not a curated record
AUGCAUCUCCAAUCACUUCUAGGCGCAGCCCUCUGGGCCUUCUCUCAGACGGCAUCCUGCCGAGCGGUGAGCGCGCGCGCCGCUGUCGAUCUCGUCGAGCAUGAGAGGACGCCUGUGCUGCCAGCCGGCUGGAGAUACAUGUCCCCAGCCAAUGAUAACGAAACAUUGCACCUGCGCAUCGCGCUGGCGCACCCCGAGGACGCUGAUCACUUGCGGCUGGCCUCCUCAGUGAGCGACCCGUCGUCGAUCAACUACGGCAAGUACUUGUCGGCCGCCGAGCUGCAAGCCGUCCUCCCUGACGUCUCCUCCGCCGGUGCUGCUGUCACUGAAUGGCUGGAGUCAGCGGACGGCGUGCAACACGUCUCGCAACAUGGCGAAUGGGUUAGCUUCAUCACGAACGUCGGUACCGCUCGCUCGCUGCUCUCAGCCUCGUUCGCCCAGUACAGCUACAACGGCGAAGCUCCCGUGCUGCGCACACAGUCGUACAGUAUCCCCGCGGACCUGCAGGAGAGCAUCGACUUCCUCUUCCCGGCGACGCAGUUCCUGAGCGCUGGUGGCAGCCGCCGGUACCAGCAGUACUCGCGCCAGCUCGAGUCCCGCCAGCACAGCCUGCCAGGGCCGCCCGACUGCAACGUCGACACGUGCCCGUCGAAGCUGGUCUCGAAAUAUAAUAUCACCUACUUCCCUCCGGAUGCCUCCUCGGGCAGCACCAUCGCCAUCGCCGGCUUCCUCGAGGAGCACCCGAACCGGACGGACCUCCAGUACUUCCUGCACACCUACGGCCUCAACAACUUCACGGCCGACUACACGACCGCCCUCGUCAACGGCGGCGAGGCGCCCGACGUGCCGUCCCGCGUCGGCGCCGAGGCCAUGCUGGACCUGGAGUACGCCCUGGCCUUCACCGGCCCCCUGCCGGCGACGUACAUCUCGACGGGCGGGCGCCCUCCGCAGCUGCUGCAGCCGGGCAACACGACGGUGCCCGAGUCGCAGGCCGGCAACGAGCCGUACCUCGAGUUCCUGGACUACCUCCUCGGCCUCGAGGACCCGCCGCUCGUCGUCUCCAUCUCCUACUCGGACGACGAGCAGACGGUGCCGCCCGCCUACGCCCGCCGCGCCUGCGACCUCUUCGGCCGCCUGGCCCUGCGCGGCGUGUCCGUCAUCGACGCCUCGGGCGACGGCGGCGCCCUGGGCACCGGCACCACCGAGUGCCUCGGCCCCAACAACGAGACCAAGUUCAUCCCGGCCUUCCCCGCCACCUGCCCGUGGGUGACGUCUGUCGGCGCGACGGCCGCCUGGGGCGGGCCCGCAACCUGGUCGGCCGGCGGCUUCUCCGACCUGUUCCCGCGUCCCGAGUGGCAGGACGCCGUCGUGUCGACCUACAUCGACCGCCUCAACGGCAGCCACGCGCCUUACUACUCGGCCGCCGGCCGCGCCUUUCCCGAUGUCAGCCUCAUCGGCGUCGACUACGUCACUACCGUCGGCGGCUUCACCUCGACCCUCAAGGGCACCAGCGCCAGCACCCCGGUCUUCGCCGCCAUGGUCGCCCUGCUCAACGACCUGCGCCUGCGCGCCGGGAAACCCCCGCUCGGCUUCCUCAACCCCCUGCUGUACUCGGACGCCCUGAAGGAUGUCUACAGGGACGUCGCAGAGGGCCAGGGCGGCGGCUGCUCAAACUCGACCUGGUUCGAGCCUGGCUGGGAGGCCCUGCCCGGCUGGGAUGCCGUCACCGGCUUGGGUGAGCCCGACUUUGAGAAGUUGAGGGCUGCUGUCGUUUGA